UGUGAAUACGGCAGAAUGUUGUAAAAUUAUUUGUGUUAAUACUUAGUGACGUGAGCUCACCGCUUAAACUUUUCUCUAGUGAUUAUGGUCUUGUGUCGUGUCUAAGUUGUUAAUAUCCGUAUGAUGUUGUUUCAUUCAUCACAAUUUUCCAUGUAAGGCCUAUUCGUCACACUAUUUGCACAGCUUGGCUGAAGAACAACAACUAUGCAUGAUAUUUAAAAGAACGAGCAUUGUAAGGUGUUCAGUUAUUCACUGUUGGUUAAUGCGACGUAUAUUGUGAAUUGUUUACUGCCUGUAAUAAAAUCUUGGCCAUAUAAUGGCUGUCACGACUGUUGUAAUAGUCGCUUCCUUGGUCGCCGUCGCUAGCGCUGGAUUUCCUGGCUUCCCAUGGCCUGAAAACGACGAUGUAUUCCCACCACUUCCCGUACCGAUGUUCCGUUUCCCCCCUAUACCCAGAGCCCGAUCUAUGAACGGUAUGCCCAAUUUUCCAAUGCCCUUCUUUCCUCCAUUCCCGAAAUUCAAAUUUCCAAAAAUGCCGUCAUUUGAGGAUAUAGCGAAUGCGAAGCCAGGCCAAGGAGGUACAUACAGUGGAGUUGUCGUCAGCACGAAGUCUGAAAUGAGGAGGGAUGAUGAAGGGAAUCUGGUCAAAACGGGCGGUUCCACCAUCCUGAUCAACAAUGAUGGAAAUGUCAAGAUAGAAAAAUCCGGAGACUCGCCACCAGAAAUCGCGACUAGAAAUAACGGGUUCUUUGAAUUCGACGCCCCACAGCCCAAACCGCUUAAUCACAAUAAUAGGUUCAAGAAAUUCGAAUUCAACUUCGAGCCACUAAACCCUGAGAGGCUCAAGAAAAUUGUACCUGGUGAAAAUGAAUAUUUUAAAGGAAAAUCUGUCAGAAGCCACAGCUAUACUUCCAAUGUUAAUGGCGUGGUUAAUCAGGAAGCCAGUGUAAUUAGAGUAGAAAAUGACAACGGUAAAGUAAAUGAAGAAACUAUUUCGUUCCGUAAGGGCCCUGAGCGAUAAACCUGUUUUGUCGAUACUUUUUUUCUAUUUUUUUUACGUUUCAGCUUAGUUAUUUGAACCAGUGAUUAGUAAUGGACUAACUUUACCCGCAUACUGUAGACAAAACAGUCGGCUCGACAGUUGAGGUUAUUUUUUUAAAAGAAUGUUAUUCCAACCAAAGUUUUCAGUCAGUCUGAUACCGGCUAAAUACCUGAUCUUUGUAAUGUGCGUACUACCAUUCAUCUUCAUACCGAUUUAUUAUCCAAACAAACUGUUGACCGACGAAAAUUCAGUGUGCGGGUACUAUUAAUGUAAUUAACCGUAGUACAUAAUAUAGUUUUUUUUAACAAUCAUCUUUGUUAAAAACAUUUUUUUUAAGUUUUUUAUUUAUGUAGAUAAGCAAAUUCAUGAAAUUGGAAAACAAGUUUUAUUGAGAUUUAUUUAUGAAUUGAUUAAUAUAAAGUUAUGAUAGGAAUAAGACAACUUGCAUCUUCCAGUUUUGUAAAUACGAGUAAUUUUGUAUGUUAUCUCAAGUAUUAGUUGGCGAACUGCUAAAUCAUUAUUCUUGCAAUUUUAUUCUUGACUGCUAACUUAUUGUAAAUAGAUUAAAGUUUUAUUGUGUUUAAUUAGCAGUUUCAUCAAAAUUAAGAUAAAGGGAGCUUCUGGGGAACUGUGACCUUUGGGUAGUCGUAACAUACAUAGGUACUUAGCAGUUUUUUUUUAUAUAAUUUAAAAUAAGCGUAUAGAUAAUUAAUAAAUAUCAUUACUUUCGUU
Messenger RNA from Helicoverpa zea (corn earworm), 1774 nucleotides. RefSeq names its product seroin-like. Lineage: Eukaryota; Metazoa; Arthropoda; Insecta; Lepidoptera; Noctuidae. The coding region runs from base 317 to 1021 and encodes 234 amino acids. The record is from RefSeq and is a predicted model, not a curated record. The transcript has 9 exons.